GCGUGGUGGCGGAGAUCUGGCCGACCGCACGGGUGGUGCUGUUCGGGUCGCAGGCUGCGGGUCUUGCGCUGCCGGGAUCAGAUCUGGAUCUGGUGGUUCUUGGUGUCAUGCCGCACCUCGCCACUCCCGCGGAGGGUUUCGGAGCCCCCGCGCGCAACACAGCCGCGAACCUGCUUGAGACCCUGGCUCGGCGACUGAGGGCGGCGGGGCUCAUCCGCAGGCACACGCUCGUCCGCGCAAAGGUGCCCAUCGUCAAGACGUUUCUGCUGUCGGUGGACUCUGCUGGCCGACCCAUGGGUCGUGGGUCUGCACAGAUGGCUGCGGAUAUCUCUAUUGGCGCCGCCAACGGAGCUGCUGCGGUGGCGCUGGUGCAGCGAGCGGUGGCCUGGCUGCCUCCCCUGCGGCCGCUGUGCCUUGUGGUUAAGGCACUCCUGAAGGAGGCAGGACUCAACGAGGUCUUCACGGGUGGCGUCUCCUCCUACGUCCUAAUCAACAUGGUCAUUGCGCACCUGCAAUGCGAAGGCUACGAUGUACGGCACGUACUCCAG
Astrephomene gubernaculifera is the source of this 548-nucleotide messenger RNA. NCBI's taxonomy places the organism in Eukaryota, Viridiplantae, Chlorophyta, Chlorophyceae, Chlamydomonadales, Astrephomenaceae. The record is from the annotation of a GenBank genome assembly.